GGCGUGCCAAGUACCUGAUAUUGCCUCCCUACAAGAGUGGCAAGUGUGCUAGAACAUAUACACACACACACACACACACACACACACAUACACAUGCCAGCCAGCCAGCCAGCCUGCCUGCCUGUUUGCCAUCUACAAGCUGCCAAACAUUCAGGAUUAUACCCCCAACCACCCCCAAACACACACACACACACACACACACACACACACACAUCCACGCAUCCACACAUCCACCUGCCAAACAUCCAAGAUUAUACCCUCUACCCCACAGCAUGCCAAAUACCUUCAAACACUGCCAUCCAGCCCUAAAUCCUCAGGGAAGCCCCCAACCACACACAUGCACAGAUACACACACACACACACACACACACACACACACACUCUCUCUCUCUCUCUCACACACACACACACACACUACCAUCCCAGGGAAUGCAAAGAGUUCAUGUUAUAUUUGAAUAGAGAGCAAAAGAAGUGAUAAAUGGAGAAGAGAAGAUGAAAGAAGAAGAUAAAGAAGACAUUUUAAGAAGAGAAGAAACAAUGAAAUGCGAGAAGAGAAAAAUAAGGGAAACAAUAAAAGAGAAGAGAGAAGAGCUAGAGGAGAAUGGCGUGGGAAUGAAAGAAGAGAAAAUGAAAGAAGAGGACAGAACAGAAGAAAGGGAGAAUGAAAUGCGAAGAACAGAAAAAUAAAGGGGGGAAAACAACAGAAUGGAAUAGAGGGGAAAAUGAAAAAGAGCAAGAGAAGAGAACGAGGAGGGACAAGAGACGAGAAGUUCAAACGAAAAUGAAAAGAGUCAGGAAGAGUAAACGAGAGAAGAAAAAAAAACGAAUAGAGGGAUGAGGAGAGGUGAUGAAAGAAUACGAGAGAUCUUUGAGGAGAAAACAAAAGAAAAAUGAGAGAAGAGGAAACAAGACAGAGAGGGAAAGAAGAGAAGAGAAGAAGAAAGGAGCAAAGAGAUCAUAAGAGAAGUGAAGAGAAGAGAAAAUGACAAGCGAACGAAGAGAAGAGAAGAGGAGAGACCAGAAUAGAAGUGAAGAGAAGAGAAGAGGAGAGACCAGAAUAGAAGUGAAGAGAAGAGAAGAGGAGAGACCAGAAAAGAAGUGAAGAGAAGAGACGAGGAGAGACCAGAAUAGAAGUGAAGAGAAGUGAGGAGAAGAGACGAGGAGAGACCAGAAUAGAAGUGAAGA
Ictalurus furcatus (blue catfish) is the source of this 1185-nucleotide messenger RNA. RefSeq lists its product as uncharacterized. The record is from RefSeq and is a predicted model, not a curated record. NCBI's taxonomy places the organism in Eukaryota, Metazoa, Chordata, Actinopteri, Siluriformes, Ictaluridae. The transcript is spliced from 2 exons.